This is a messenger RNA of Clonostachys rhizophaga, 4386 nucleotides long. The record is from the annotation of a GenBank genome assembly. Lineage: Eukaryota; Fungi; Ascomycota; Sordariomycetes; Hypocreales; Bionectriaceae.
AUGCCUUUCUCAUCUGGGGAAGAAAAUUUCCUCCAGCUCAACCAAGAUGAUUUUGACUUCAACAUUCAGUUUGAGCAAAUAUUCUUUGCCAUAAUCCCAUCCACGUUGUUCAUUUUAAGCUCCCUAUGGCGAACAGUGUCUCAAGCAAGGAAGCCCAAUAUCGUGGAUGCUCCGAUAUUUCAACUAAUUAAACUCGCGACGAUUACUGCAUACGCCGGUCUCGAACUGUCCCUCCUUAUUCUCGUUGCCGUCGGCUCAUUUGUCGUCACCAAGGUCUUUUUGGCGGCCUCGGUCUUGAAGCUUGUCUCGGCCCUGUUCAUGGUAUCACUUAGUUUCGUGGAUCAUAGAAAGAGCCCGAGACCUUCAGUACUCCUCAGCAGCUACCUCUUUUUCACCCUCAUCCUCGAUGCGGCCCAAGCCAGAACGCUUUUUCUUUCAUCAGAGGCUAAACCCGAACUCACAUACAGCAGUCUUUUCAGUACCGCAAUUGCCUUCAAGGUCAUAAUCCUGAUUUUGGAAGCUCAGAGGAAGUCUAGGUGGGUCAGCUGGGACGAGAAGGAGCACAGUCCUGAGGAGACAAGCAGUAUUUUCUCCAUCGGUGUCUUCUUUUGGCUCAACCGCAUCUUCUUUGAUGGCUACACCAAAAUUCUCAGCCUGAAGGACCUUUAUCCGCUGGAUAGCACCCUGCACAGCCAGCGACUCCAUGGUGAAUUUUCCAAGCAUGUCGACUACGCGAAGCUGAAGACAGACAAGUUUGGUCUUGUCAAGGUGAUGGUACGAACUCUGACAGUCCCGCUGCUUCUGCCUGUUCCCCCUCGUCUUGCUCUUCUUGCUUUCACAUUUUGCCAGCCGCUUUUCAUCGAGAAACUCUUGGAACAUCUCUCCAAGUCCGAAGUUGACGAAAAUGUUGGAUAUGGAUUCAUUGGCGCCAGUUUGUUGAUUUAUGCAGGAAUUGCCAUCUCCACCGCGCUCUACUGGUACUUUCAUCAUAGAAUGCGUACUAUGGCCAGCUCUAUCCUAAUUACCGAGAUUUUCAUUAGUGCGACAAAGGCCCAAAUUGGAGUAGGCAGCGAUACCGCGGCAUUGACAUUGAUGAGCACUGAUAUUGAGCGAAUCAAUCUGGGUUUCAAGCUUUUCCACGAUAUCUGGGCCAGUGUUAUCCAGGCAGCUGUGGCCGCUUGGUUGCUACACGCACAGCUGGGCACAGCAUUUGUUGCCCCAAUGGUUACUGUCGUGCUCUGCACCCUGUGUCUUGGAGUUCUUCUGAAGUAUACUGGUACUUCCCAAAGAUUAUGGAUGGCUGGCGUUCAGAAGCGGGUGGGCUUGACGGCCACAGUGAUCGCCAGCAUGAAGAAUCUCAAGAUAUCCGGCCUCUCCAUCGCUGUUAGAGACUUUGUACAGCAGCUCCGUGUGGACGAGCUGGACACAGCAUCGAUGUUCAGAAAACUCACAAUUCUAGCUGCCCUAUUUGGGUACAUCCCACUCUUGGCCGGGCCGCCGCUCACAUUUGCGUUUGCUCAGCGAACACUGGACAAUGCCAAGAUGUUUACGAGUCUUUCUUAUCUCCUGCUUCUGACAAAUCCUCUUUCCCAAGUGUUCCAGGCCAUUCCACAACUUCUUUCUGGGCUGGCCUGUUUGGGUCGAAUCCAGGAGUUUCUUGCGUGCGAAACACGGGAUGACUUUCGAAAAGUCUUAUCUGAUAUGAAUCGAGAGUCAGAGAAGGAAAAGUCUCAGGCUACAAUGCUCACAGAUUCACUUUCAGAUUCUACAGCCCCGAUCACUAUAAAAAAUGGAAGCUUUGGAUGGGAAGCCGAUAAGUUCGUGUUGACAGACAUCAACACGGAGAUCCCCAGAUCCUCCCUCACCAUGGUUGUUGGCCCGGUUGGCUCGGGAAAAUCAUCACUGUGUAAGGCCCUGCUUGGAGAGAUCCCGUUUCGUCAAGGCGAUGUGGUUUUGAGCACAAGAUUCCCACACGUCGGAUUCUGCGACCAGACAGCCUUUCUUUCAAAUGGGACGAUCCGGGAUAACAUCAUAGGAUUUUCUCCCUUUGAUGAAAAAAGAUACGGGGAAAUCAUUGCGGCUACAUCUCUCACCUAUGACUUUGGGACUUUACCUCAAGGCGAUAAGACGAAUAUUGGCUCUGACGGUAUCACGUUGUCCGGCGGCCAGAAGCAGCGUGUUUCUCUGGCUCGCGCCCUAUACCUGCAAUCCGACCUUCUAGUUCUUGAUGAUAUUUUCAGUGGCUUGGAUGCAGACACUGAAGAACAGGUAUUCCGACAAGUGUUCGGCCCUGGCGGGCUUCUUAGACGUCGAGGCUCUACUGUGGUAUUGUGCACUCACAGCAUCAGGCAUCUACCUCUAGCAGAUUACAUCAUUGCGUUGGGAAACGGUACCAUUGCUGAGCAGGGCAGAUUCUCGAAACUAAUGGCUCACCAAGGAUACAUCCAAGGUCUAGGAUUGAACAGCUCAUCCGACAGUGAUGCUUCAUCCGUGGAGUCGCCAACUGACGCCGCGAGUCCGAAGAUGCCGCGUCUCCGUACAAUCGCAACCAUUGCCUCAUCAGUCGAGCCAGAUAUCGAUGAAUCGCGACGAGUGGGUGAUAAGACAGUCUACAAGCAUUACUUCAAGAGUAUGGGGUGGUUUGUGGCCAUCUUUUGCAUUGUUAUGGGCGUGUGCUGGGGCUUCUUUACUAAUUUCCCAACAAUUUGGCUUACAUUUUGGACUGCUGAUCUUAAUUCCGCGUAUCCAUCCCGGACCUACGCAUACUACGCCGGAAUGUACGGUCUAUUGCAGUUCUGUGCUAUCAUGUCACUGCUAUUACUAGGCUGGGCCAUCAUCAUCACAUCUGUCACGAAGGCAGGUGCCAAUCUUCACUGGGGAGCUCUGAAAACCCUCGUGAGCGCACCUCUGAGGUUCUUCACUACUACUGAUACAGGAGUUGUGACAAAUUUGUUCUCACAAGAUAUGAAUCUGAUUGACAAUGAACUUCCAAAUGGACUGUUGAACACCAUCUACAGUGUUUUCCAAGCCCUUGGUCAAGCAGCCGUUAUGUUGACUACGUCUCCUUACAUGGCUAUAAGUUAUCCGUUCCUUUGCAUCUUGCUGUACAUCGUACAGAGAUUCUACCUUCGAACGUCUCGACAGUUGAGAUUAUUGGACCUUGAGGCUAAGAGUCCCUUGUACACACAUUUCCUUGACACAGUAAAGGGCAUCACCACUCUAAGAGCUUUCGGAUUCAUCCCAAAUGACGUUCAGAAGAACGCCCAACUGAUCAACUCAAGUCAACGACCCGCGUAUCUUCUGGUGAUGAUCCAACAGUGGCUGAAUCUCGUCCUCGAUAUCGUGGUUAUGAUAAUGGCAGUGAUCCUGACCGCCCUCGCCGUAAAGCUUCACUCCAGUUCCGGGUUCACCGGUGCGUCUCUGGUGACAUUGAUGGGAUUUGGUGAGAAUCUUUCGGGGAUUGUCAUCUUCUACACGAGGCUUGAAACUUCAAUUGGUGCGAUUGCCCGCCUAAAGACUUUCAGCGAAACUGUGAAGCCUGAAGACAAAGAGGACGAGGAUAUUAUUCCUCCGGAGCAAUGGCCACAACAGGGUGUAAUAGAGUUCAAGGGUGUAUCUGCAAGCUACGACCCCGACGACCAACCCGAGAGCGCACUCAACCUAGCCCUACGAAAUAUCGACUUAACCGUCAAGUCAGGGGAGAAGAUGGCCAUUUGUGGUCGAACAGGCAGUGGAAAGUCCAGUCUCGUUGCCCUUAUUCUCAAACUUCUCGAUCCUACUUCCUCCACUUCCGAAAACAUUACUAUCGACAGCACUCCUCUACACCGGAUCGACCGGUCAGCGCUUCGGCAGCGUAUCAUCGCGGUGCCGCAAGAAGCCGUGUUUCUGCCUGAUGGCUCGACCUUCCAAGCUAAUCUGGACCCUCUAGACAUGGCAACAGCCAAAGACAGUCAGGAGGCCCUCGUUGCCGUUGGCCUGUGGGGAUUCGUUCAAGAAAAGGGAGGAUUGGAGGCAGGUUUGAGUCCAGGAAGCCUUAGUGCCGGCCAGCGGCAGCUGAUGUCUUUGGGGCGCGCACUCCUUCGGAGGCGUGUGCGCGCGAGGAAUUUGGGGCUGGGUGGCGGUGGCUCAGAAGGCGGGAUCCUACUGCUAGAUGAAGUGAGCUCGAGCGUCGACCAUGAGACCGAGCGGGUCAUGCAGAAGAUCAUUCGGACCGAGUUCAAGGAAUACACCGUAGUCGCAGUGAGCCAUCGGUUGGAUAUGAUCAUGGACUUUGAUAGGGUUAUUGUUAUGGACACUGGAGAAAUCGUGGAGGUAGGUAAUCCAACGGAGCUUGCUGCAGUUGAAGGGACACGAUUCGGCGAGCUUGUUAAAGCUGGGGCAAAAUAA